This is a messenger RNA of Zophobas morio, 855 nucleotides long. RefSeq names its product prefoldin subunit 2-like. Gene Ontology annotation, molecular function: protein folding chaperone. The record is from RefSeq and is a predicted model, not a curated record. The coding region runs from base 67 to 519 and encodes 150 amino acids. Gene Ontology annotation, biological process: protein folding. Gene Ontology annotation, cellular component: cytoplasm; prefoldin complex. The transcript has 2 exons. NCBI's taxonomy places the organism in Eukaryota, Metazoa, Arthropoda, Insecta, Coleoptera, Tenebrionidae.
GUUGCCACCCCGAAUCACGUGACCGUGACAAAGUGACAUUCCGGCUCCGAUUUAUGUUUACCAAAAAUGGCAAGUGAUUCGAAAAAGCAUGAUCGUAAGUCCUCUAAAGGGCUCAGCCCUGAAGAAAUUCUCAACGGCUUUCAAACCCUUCGACAAGAGCAGCGCAAUCUCUCGUCUAAACUGACAGAAUUUGAAGCCGACUCCAACGAACACAAAAUGGUGAUCGCCACUCUUCAGAACGUGAACGAAGACCGGCGCUGUUUCAGAUUAGUGGGGGGCGUUUUGACUGAAAGAAAAGUGAAAGACGUUCUGCCGGCCCUAAUUUCGAAUUUGGAAAAGUUGAAGGAGUUGAUCGAGAAGCUCAAGGAACAGAUUACUAAGAAGGGGGUCGAAAUUAAUGAAUACAGAGAGAAGUAUAAUAUUAGUUUUAGAGGUUUGGACGCGCCUAGUUCGAACUCGAAGCAGGAAGAGCAGGUCUCGGCGUCGGAGAGCAGCAGAGGCAAUGUUUUAGUGUCUUAACUGUAUACACGCUUUUUUGAUAAUAACAAGUCUCGCAGAUUAUUUAUUUAAUGUAUGUUGCUAAAAAAACUUCGGUCUGCAUUUAUAGAUUGUUUUCAAGGUUAGGUCAUUUGCUAAAGUUCUGUGUAAACUUUGUAAAAAUGAUAUCGAAGUUUCAAUUUGUAGAAUACCAGUUUUAUAUUUUUUCAAUCUCGAUAUAAUAAGACUUUAAAUGGUAUGAUAUGGUAUUUUUAACAUAUAUUUUAGGUUGUGUGUAAAUAGUACACGUCAUUGCUGUAGUUGUUUUAAUUUUGAGUUUGCGUUUAAAUUGAGUAAUAUAAAAAUAUCACAUUUGUA